Molecule: messenger RNA, 402 nt
Organism: Onychomys torridus (southern grasshopper mouse)
Lineage: Eukaryota; Metazoa; Chordata; Mammalia; Rodentia; Cricetidae
Product: zinc finger protein 120-like
Exons: 1
Coding region: 1-402 (133 amino acids)
Biological process (GO): regulation of DNA-templated transcription
Source: RefSeq, a predicted model, not a curated record
AUGGCCGAGCUGGGAACCCAUGACUUGAAUGCAGUGACCUAUGAUGAUGUCCAUGUUGGCUUCACUUGGGAAGAGUGGACUUUGCUGGAUCCUGCCCAGAAGAAUCUCUACAAAGAUGUAAUGUUGGAGACCUACAGGAACCUCACUAUUAUAGGAUACAGUUGGAAAGACCAUAAUAUUGAAGAACUUUGUCAAAGUUCUAGAAGACAUGAAAGGCAUGAAAGGAGCCAAACUGGAGAGAAAUUUUCUGUAUAUACUCAAUAUAGUAAAGACUCUGCAUAUGAUAGUCAGUGUCAAAGGCAUAAAAGAUCACAUACUGGAGAGAAACCCUAUGAAGGCCCCAGUGAGAGCCUGAGCUGCAUGGGGCUGGUUGUGGUAGUGCAUGCUGGUAGGAUUUGCUGA